GACAGAUCCGGCAUACGCGCCUCCAAUCCGGAUUCACUCACCACUGCAAGCGGGCGCAUGGAGACCCCCGGCGUGGAGAGCAGCGCCUAGCCACGGCUUGAAGGCGACGCCAGGCCCGGCGCUAGAGCGGACCCUGCUUCAGCGGCUCCCGAUUUCUUUUCCUCUUCCUCCACCUGGCUGGGGGAUCAUGAGCAGCUGGGCCAGGCUCGCCGGGCUCCUGCUGGCCGUCGCCGGAACCCGCGAGCUGCAGCCUGGCGCGCAAAGGAGAGGCGCCGGUGCCGUCGCCGGCGCGGAAGAGGCAGCCCAGUUCGACUUCAUGUACUCCGGCCAGGUCAACCGAACAGCCGAGCGCCUUUACGCGUUCAACUACACCAGCAAGCCGGGCCAGGUGGAUGCAGUCCGGGUUAAUGUGCGGAGUAACUCUGAAGAUCUUCAGUAUCCAGUCUUGUUUGUAGUUCGGCAGCAGAAAGGAGUGCUAUCCUGGCAGGUCCCACUUAUUUUUCGAGGCCUUUACCAAAGAAGUUAUAACUACCAAGAAGUGAGCCGUACCCUCUGCCCUUCACAGCCCACACCUGACAGUGGACCUUCUGAACAGAUCAUAUUUGUAGAUGUGGCUUCCAUGGCCCCCUAUAAUGCCGUAUACUCACUGCAGGUCACCAUGAUUAAGAGCUUCCAACUUAUGUUGGACACUCCUUUUAGCUUCAGUGCCAGUCCUUCCCAACCUCAGUAUUUUCUGUACAAGUUCCCUCCAGAUGUGGAUUCUGUCAUAGUCAGAGUGACUUCCAAGACAGUCUACCCAUGCUCCGUUGUAUCCAUCCAGGAUAUUGUGUGUCCAGUUUAUGAUUUGGACCAUAAUGUGGAAUUUAAUGGCGUUUACCAAUCCAUGACAAAACAGGCAGCCAUCACUGUGCAGAAAAAGGACUUCCCAAGCAUGCAGUUCUUUGUUGUAUUUGUCAUAAAGCCUGAGGACUAUGCCUGCGGGGGAUCGAUACCUUCCUCCAUUCGAGGACAGGCUAACUAUACCUGGAACCUGCAGCGCAUGAAGAGUCUUGAAGUGACAGUUGUGCCCUCCAUUAAAGGUUCUGUUUAUGUGAACGCCAUCCUUUUCAGCUUUCUGAGUUUCUUCUCAUUCUAUCUGGGCGCACUGGUGGUUGCAUUUGUGCACUACGUCAGGAACCAUAGGAAGCCUUCAAUUGCUGGACACAGUCCUGAUGAUGGAUCUGGGACUGUGGCCUCCUCUCAUCCUAUCACUGCCAGCACUCCUGAGGGAAGCAGCUAUGGAGCUAUUGAUGAGUCAAGCUCCAGUGGGGGCCAGCAGCUGUCUCUGGAGCGCAGGCCUCGUCGUGGCUCUGACACAGACAGCUCAGUGGAAGAGGAAAGCGACUUUGACACCAUGCCCGAAAUUGAAAGCGACAAGAACGUCAUUCGCACAAAGAGACUGCUGUAUCUGUCAGAUUUAUCCAGGAAGGAUCGGAGAAUUGUCAGCAAAAAAUAUAACAUUUAUUUCUGGAACAUCAUCACAAUAGCAGUCUUCUAUGCCCUACCUGUGAUCCAGCUGGUGAUCACGUACCAGACGGUGGUGAAUGUGACUGGAAACCAGGACAUCUGCUAUUAUAAUUUCCUGUGUGCUCAUCCACUGGGCGUUCUGAGUGCUUUUAACAACAUCCUCAGCAACGUGGGCCACUUGCUGCUGGGCUUCCUCUUCCUCCUGAUUGUGUUGCGCAGAGACAUCCUCCACAGACGCUCCCUGGAAGCCAAAGACACCUACACAACGGAAUAUGGGAUUCCUAAGCACUUUGGCCUCUUCUAUGCCAUGGGCAUCGCUUUGAUGAUGGAAGGUGUCCUCAGCGCUUGCUAUCACGUCUGCCCCAACUACUCUAAUUUCCAGUUUGACACCUCCUUCAUGUACAUGAUCGCAGGGCUGUGCAUGCUGAAGCUCUACCAGACCCGCCACCCUGACAUCAACGCCAGCGCCUACUCUGCCUAUGCAUCCUUCGCGGUGGUCAUUUGCCUUGCUGUGCUCGGAGUGGUUUUUGGGAAAAAUGCUUUGUGGUUUUGGAUCCUCUUCUCAGUUAUCCAUGUUGUGGCCUCACUUGGUCUCAGCACCCAGAUCUACUACAUGGGUCGUUUCAAGAUAGAUGUCUCUGAUCCAGACUUUGGGAUUUUCCAGCGUGCGGUUAUGGUCCUCUACACAGAUUGCAUCCAACAAUGCAGCUGGCCAAUGUACACGGACAGAAUGGUCCUGCUUGUUGUUGGGAACCUAGUAAAUUGGUCCUUUGCCAUUUUUGGACUGGUAUAUCGGCCAAAAGACUUUGCCUCCUACAUGCUGGGCAUCUUCAUUUGCAAUCUUCUGCUGUAUCUUGCUUUCUAUGUCAUCAUGAAGCUCCGCAGCUCAGAGAGGCUUCUGCUCAUCCCUCUAUUCUGCAUCGUGGCCACAGUCGUGGUUUGGGCUGCAGCCCUUUAUUUCUUUUUCCAAAACCUUAGCAGCUGGGAGGAAACUCCUGCAGAGUCCCGAGAGAUAAACCGCCCGUGUAUUCUUCUGGGAUUCUUUGAUGAUCAUGAUGUCUGGCACUUCCUCUCAGCAGCUGCACUGUUCUUCUCCUUCUUGGUCCUGCUGACUCUGGAUGAUGACUUGGAUUCUGUGCGGAGAGACAAAAUACCCGUUUUCUGAACUGCAGGAAGUUUUGGUAAUGCUUGCUCAAACACAUUGUGUUGCCAGCCCAGGGCAGUCGACAGAAAACAAACUUGUUAGUGUACACAGAGCGCAUCAAGUACACACUGGGAAGAAACGUGUUCAAACCAACUGGCAAAUAAGGAAGACCUGAACAGAGGACAAUAAUCAUUUUGCAACUGGAGGGCUCAGGCUUGUAUGCCAGAUUGUUGGUAGAAAGCAGAGAGAAGGGAAUAGUUAC
This is a messenger RNA of Lacerta agilis (Sand lizard), 2912 nucleotides long. It is a transcript of the gene SIDT1, whose product is annotated as SID1 transmembrane family member 1. Lineage: Eukaryota; Metazoa; Chordata; Lepidosauria; Squamata; Lacertidae. Bases 188 to 2671 code for a protein of 827 amino acids. The transcript has 26 exons. Gene Ontology annotation, cellular component: membrane. The record is from RefSeq and is a predicted model, not a curated record.